Messenger RNA from Cryptococcus amylolentus CBS 6039, 1437 nucleotides. RefSeq lists its product as hypothetical. Lineage: Eukaryota; Fungi; Basidiomycota; Tremellomycetes; Tremellales; Cryptococcaceae. The record is from RefSeq and is a predicted model, not a curated record. The coding region runs from base 1 to 1437 and encodes 478 amino acids. The transcript is spliced from 13 exons.
AUGCUUGCUCUCUUUGGUAUCCUCGCCUUGCUCGGUGGCGCCGCCGCUUGGCCCGACCCUUUCUGGGUUGUGAUGCACGGUAACGCCAUAUUCACCAGUCGUCUCGACCCUAUCGUCAGUCCCGACGCCGUCGCAGGCCACGUCCACUCGGUCAUCGGAGGUACCGCUUUCAGCCCUACAUACUCUUACGCACACUCCACAGCUGCCAAAUCGACCACCGCGAACGUUGAAGUCGAUUUGUCCAACUAUUGGGUUCCUCAGAUGUAUCGAAAGUCCGGGGAUGGUUUCGAGCUUGUCAAGAUGAACCGUGUCAAUACGUACUAUCUCAUGCGUCGAUCCGGUGAUGAUGAAGAAGUUUCUCCCUUCCUCAAAGACUUUCGCAUGCUAGCCGGCGACGCUAGCCGAAACACCUACAACGAGUCGGAUUACACCAACAAUGCUAUCAGCUGCGUCUGCCUUGGCGUUGACGGCUCUCCUCAGACCAAUGCAUUCCCGGAGCAGAGCUGUCCCGACGAUUUAAGGGCUCAGGUAUUCUUCCCAAACUGCUGGGACGGCAUCAACACUUGGCUCGAGGGAAGCAAGCACGUUGCAUACCCCACUUCCAGUGGCCACGAUCAAGGCGGUCCUUGUCCUACUACACAUCCGAAGAGGAUCAUGAGUCUCUUCUACGAAUUCCACUUCUCGGAUGAUUUCGAGUACACCCCUGGCGCGAGGGUGUGGGCUACGGGCGAUGAUCUCGGGUACUCUCUUCGCGGCGACUUCACCAACGGCUGGCCAGAAGGCUACUUUGAAGAGAUCUUCUCAUACAACUCUACCUGCAACGUUGAAUUGUCACUUGAAAACUGUCCUCCCCUUGCCCAAUACUUCUUGAAAGAUGGCGCUGGGACUGUGGUGCCGGAUGAUGACGCUGCUAUUGUCGACGAGGACGUUGGCGUGAACGGUACUAUCCUCUCGGCUUUGCCCGGCAACAACCCCGUCUGGGGACGCAGCGGUCCCAAGUCCCCUGACGCGAGCUAUGUCGAGACUGGCAAGCUUGUGUCUCUCGCCGAUGGGUCUGAGGUGGCUACAUCUGCGGAGGUUUCUGGCACUGUUAGCUCCUCUUCCUCUGUCGUUGUCAGCUCAAGUGCUGCUGCUGCGAGCGGCACUGGCUCUAUCUCGAAUACCGCCCCUUCUUCCUCCUCCCAUUCUUCCGACGCCUUUACAACCGCAGCCCCAUUGUCCUCUUCCGACAACAGCGCAGUUGCCUCAUCGACUCAAACGGCCUCAAAGGUGAUUGCUACUAAUGUAGCUGCUGUCAUCGAGAGUUCUUCCGUCUCUCUUUCGUCUUCUUCUUCAGAUUCUGGUUCUACCGCCACUGGCACCGGUGCGUCUUCCGAGACCGGGUUGGCAGCGCAUAAGACUUGCGCGAGGAGAAAGAGAUCCAGGAUGAACUGGUAG